AUGGCUUCUUUCCAUCAGGAUAUUCCUCUUGAGGGUGGUUCAACCAACCGUCCUCCGUUUUUCAAUGGGAUUGAUUAUCCUUAUUGGAAAACUCGGAUGCAGAUUUUCCUUGAGUCAGUAGAUCUUAAAAUUUGGUAUAGUGUAGAGGAAGGAUAUCAGCCUCCAACCACACUAGAUGACAAUGGAAAAAUUGUGCCUAAAAAACACACAGAUUUUACUAGAGAUGAAUUAGAGAAAGCCCAAUACAACUCAAAAGCAAAGAACUUAAUAGUUAAUGCACUAGGCAAAGACGAAUACUACCGAGUAUCUUCAUGUAAGACCGCACGUGAGAUGUGGCUUAUUUUAGAAACAACUCAUGAAGGUACUAGUGAAGUAAAGCGUUCUAAACAAAAUGCAUUAUCUAGAGAGUUUGAGCUCUUUGAGAUGCAUGAGGGUGAAUCUAUAUUUGACAUGCAAAAACGUUUUAUGCAUAUAGUUACUUCAAUGAAUGCUUUAAAUAUUUUCCAUGAUGAUGAACUGUUAGUUAACAAAAUUCUGAGAUGUCUUACUAAGGAAUGGGAUGCAAAGACUUCGGCAAUCUAUGAAGCUAAAGACCUCUCUACAAUGUCAAUAGCUACCUUAUUUGGAAAGCUUCAAGAAUAUGAGUUGGAGUUAAACAGAAGGGCUAACCGUGAGCUUAACAAGAAGAAACAAAAGGGAUUAGCUCUCAAGGUAUCAUCAUCUCAUUCAAAGGAAAGUAAGGAAAGUACUGAUACAUCAUCAAGUGAUUCAAGCUCCGGUGAAGACGACGAAAUGACAAUGUUUGUGAAAAAAUUUAACAAGUCAUUCACCAAAUUCUUCAACAAGAAGUUCAACAAAAGAAGAAGAAGAGAUGUUGGCCAAAGAAGAAAAGACAACAAUUCAAGCAAUGCAAACUCAAACAAUGCUUGUUUUGAGUGCGGAAAAGAAGGCCACUUCCAAAAGGAUUGUCCUAAUAAAAAGAAUAAAUAUGACAACGGCAAGUUCAAGAAAGGUAAAGGCAAAAAGAAAAAGAAGGCCUACAUGGCAUUCUCGGAUGAUUCAUCAAGUUCAUCAAGCUCCUCAAGUAGUGAAAAGGCAAACUUGUGCUUAAUGGCAAAUCUAGAGGAUGAACAUACCGAGGUAUACUCUUGUCACUCUUCUAACUCUUUAUGUGAUAGUAGUUCAUGUAAUAAUUCUAACUCUAUGUGUGACACUAGUUCAUGUGAUACUUCUUCUAUGAUUGGUCCAUCUUAUGAUGAUCUAUUAUAUGCUUAUAAAUGUUUGCAAGUUGAGAAUGAAAAAUUAACCUCUAAGGUUGAGAAAAUUAAAAAGGAGAAAAAUAACUUGCAAAACAAUGUUGAUAGCUUAACAACCAUUGUAAAUGAUCUAAUGAAAGACAAUGAAGAUCUUAAAAAUGAAAAUCUUUUUAUGAAUUGUCUUGUUGGAUCAUGUGAUGAUGUGAAUCCCCCUUCCACUAUUCCAUGUGCUAAAUGUGUUGAAUUAUCUAAUGAAGUGGAUAGGUUAAAGAUAAUGGUUGAUAGAAUGACUAGUGGGAGAGACAACUUAAAUGUCCUCCUUGGUAGACAAAGGGUUGAAUCUACUAAAUAUGGACUUGGCUUUCAAAAACCUCCCUUUGUUCAACCAAGAAAGACAAACCACUAUCCACCUAGGUUCAUGUCUAAGCUACCAUUUAAGAAAUGUACAUAUUGUUGCAUGAGUGGUCAUCUUGUAUAUCAAUGUAAUAUUAAGAAAUAUGGCCUAAAAGGAACUAAUCUCAAGUGGGUUCCUAAGAGGACUAUAAAUGUGAGCAACAUUGCUUCAACAUCUUAUGGACCUCAACCUAACACAUCUAGCAUGUUCUUUAGCCCCAAGGUAAAGAACAUGAUAUAUGUUCCUAAGAAGACUUAG
Gastrolobium bilobum is the source of this 1908-nucleotide messenger RNA. RefSeq lists its product as uncharacterized. Lineage: Eukaryota; Viridiplantae; Streptophyta; Magnoliopsida; Fabales; Fabaceae. Gene Ontology annotation, molecular function: zinc ion binding; nucleic acid binding. The coding region runs from base 1 to 1908 and encodes 635 amino acids. The record is from RefSeq and is a predicted model, not a curated record. The transcript has a single exon.